AUGGAGAAUCGUAUGAAUGAGAGCGAUAAUUCUGAAAAGAUCUUUGGUCUGUCAAUUGAGCAGUAUGCGGCUGGAUCUGUGGAUGCUCCUGCGACCAAUCUACCAAAUCACAACCCUAUUCCCAAUCCCAACUCUGAACGACUUAUUGAAGAAGUCUCGCAAUCCAUUGCUAAAAUAGAACAGGACCAGGUUAGUAUUGCCCAAUCAAUUGAAAGUCUUCUGCAAGACCUAGGAGAACGUCUUGGCAAGCAUGGAAUCAAACUUAACCGGUGCACCCGCCUGGAUAUUACGGCCCUAGACAUAAAGCCAGAUCUUGACCGUCUGCGCCAACUGCAUGCGGCCAAAGAGAAGAAUGCACGUUCUAUUUUGCGGCUGCAAGCUGAAACUACCCGACAACACCUCACUGAGUUCUUGAAGCGAGCUGAACUGGCCGCGCACAAACUCCUAGCUUGGCAAGCCGCUGUGGCGACCGAAGCUACCGCCUUGGAGAAAGAUCUUUUGGCCCGCAGCAGUAUUUAUGAAAUCCGAGCAGCCGACCAUCUUCUGACCAAACAGCAAUCUUUCUUAGCAGCUCUGCCCCAAGUGGACAAGAUCCUUUCUCUAACCGAACAUCUAGUUCUUAAUCAAUCUCAUAUUUAUCCUAAACAGGACCAAGAAGAACUCGCAUACUCUGAAACACUUAUCAGACACUCAUCCGAGCUAGAAAGAACAACUGAGCAUCUAUUGGGUCUUUUGAAAUAA
Nematocida homosporus is the source of this 741-nucleotide messenger RNA. RefSeq lists its product as uncharacterized. The transcript has a single exon. Lineage: Eukaryota; Fungi; Microsporidia. The record is from RefSeq and is a predicted model, not a curated record. The coding region runs from base 1 to 741 and encodes 246 amino acids.